Molecule: messenger RNA, 1734 nt
Organism: Penicillium verhagenii
Lineage: Eukaryota; Fungi; Ascomycota; Eurotiomycetes; Eurotiales; Aspergillaceae
Product: Pyruvate carboxyltransferase
Exons: 4
Coding region: 1-1734 (577 amino acids)
Biological process (GO): L-leucine biosynthetic process
Cellular component (GO): mitochondrion
Molecular function (GO): 2-isopropylmalate synthase activity
Source: RefSeq, a predicted model, not a curated record
AUGCCUAUGCUUCGCAAUCCCUCCGAUAAAUAUGACGCGUUCAGCCCUCCAGAUCUCCCAGACAGAAAAUGGCCCUCCAGGCGGCUGACGAAAAAACCUCGCUGGCUGGCGACUGAUCUGCGCGAUGGAAAUCAGGCUCUGGCAUGCCCAAUGAACGUCGAACAGAAGUGGGAAUACUUCCAAAUGCUCCUCCGAGUCGGAUUCACAGAGAUCGACAUCUCAUUCCCCAGCGCAUCCGAUACCGAAUUCAACUUCACCCGCAAUGUCGUUGCAGCCGCCCCCUCAGAUGUAUGGCUACAAGUCCUCUCUCCUUGCCGAAAGGAAUUGAUCCGACGAACAGUCGACAGUGUCACGGGCGCAAAGAAGGCAAUCAUAAGUUUGUACAUCGCAACCAGCGACAGCUUCAUCACAACAAUGUUCGAAUCCACACAAGAAGCCGUUCUUCGCACAGCGGUCGAAUGCGUGGAAUAUACUCGAUCCAUCACGAAAGAUGAUCCAACACAACAAGACACAACUUGGAACCUGAUGUUCAGUCCCGAGGCAUUCUCAGAUACGGAAUCAUCCUACGCUAUUGCUGUUUGCAAAGCCGUGAAAGAAGCAUGGGGCCCAUCCGAUGAUAUCCCCAUUAUUCUUAAUCUACCUGCGACCGUUGAGCGGUGCACACCAAACACAUACGCGGAUCAAGUUGAGAUCUUCUCCCGCGCGUUCGCGGAUGCUGAAGACGUCGUUGUCUCGUUACAUCCGCACAACGAUCGGGGCUGUGCUGUCGCAGCCGCAGAACUUGGACAGCUGGCCGGUGCUACCCGCGUCGAAGGCUGUCUGUUUGGCAAUGGCGAGCGAACGGGUAAUGUCGACCUUGUUACUCUUGCGUUGAACCUAUACAGUCAGGGUGUGGAUCCGGGGCUGGACUUCUCUGAUCUUCCUUCCAUUCGUAAAACAGUGGAAAAGAUCACCCAGAUCCCGGUGCACAUGCGUGCUCCAUAUGGUGGCGAGUCGGUCUUCAUGGCAUACUCCGGGUCUCACCAGGAUGCUAUAAACAAAGGUUUCAAGAAAUGGCGCGAUGGCAACUCUGCGCCGGAUCGACGCAGUAUCUGGAAAGUUCCUUACCUGCCCAUCGAUCCGGAGGAUAUCGGUGAAACAUAUGAGGCCGUUAUCCGCAUCAAUUCUCAAAGCGGAAAAGGUGGCGUUGCCUGGGUUCUUCAGCGCACGUUGGACUUGGAGUUACCCAAGGAGUUCCAGCAGGCGUUUUCCAAAAUUGUGAAGUCCGAGUCAGAGGAAAAGGGGCGCUGGCUUACAGAGGCGGAAAUCACACAUUCGUUUCUGCGCCAUUACUCCAUCUUGGAGAAAGAUCCCCGCAUUUUGGAGUGCACAGUGACCACGAGCCCAGAUAACUCCGGUCGCGUUGAAAUGCGUUCUAUUAUUUUGGUCAAGGGUCGCCCGCGUGAGGUCCUGGCCACCGGUGAAAAUGCUGCUGAUGCGGUGUCUUUCGCGUUUUCGUCUUUGGCUGCUCUGAACUUGGAGUUUGAAGUUGUGUUGCGCGAUAUUCAGGGCAGCGACGGAGAGCCACUUAUUAUUGCGCUUGUCAAGUGUAGGGAUGUUUGGCGUGCGAGAGCUGCUAAGCGUGGUGAUGUUGCUAUCGCCUUGGCGUGUUUGUCUUCCGCUUUGGAUAUGCAAGAGAAAUUGCCCUCUAGCCGGCAGUUUCUGAGACUUUUGCCGAUCAUCCACGUGAAUUGA